Lodderomyces pseudojiufengensis is the source of this 2163-nucleotide messenger RNA. It is a transcript of the gene FAA21, whose product is annotated as medium-chain fatty acid-CoA ligase. NCBI's taxonomy places the organism in Eukaryota, Fungi, Ascomycota, Pichiomycetes, Serinales, Debaryomycetaceae. The record is from RefSeq and is a predicted model, not a curated record. The transcript has a single exon. The coding region runs from base 1 to 2163 and encodes 720 amino acids. Gene Ontology annotation, biological process: long-chain fatty acid metabolic process. Gene Ontology annotation, molecular function: long-chain fatty acid-CoA ligase activity. Gene Ontology annotation, cellular component: endoplasmic reticulum; membrane.
AUGAGUUCAUUAAUUAAAGAAUCUCCUCAACAUGUUUGGGAAACCUUACAAUCUAAUAUACCAAUUCCAGCAGCUUCAGUUGCAAAUGCUGUUCCUUUACCAAAUACUGAAGAACCUGGAUUUUCAGCAGUUUAUAGAAAUGAAUAUUCACCAAAACAAUUGAUUAAUGUUCCUUAUCCUGGAAUAGAUACAUUAUAUAAAUCAUUUGAAUUAUCAGUUGAAAAUAAUGCUAAAGAAAAAGCUGUUGGUCAUAGAAUUAAAAAUUCAGAUGGUACUUUUGGUCAUUAUGUAUGGGAAGAUUAUAAAACUUUACAAAUUAGAAGAAAUAACUUGGGUUCAGGUAUUUAUUUUAUAUUACAAAAUAAUCCUUAUAAAACUGAUAGUGAAGCUCAUAAAAAAUUACAAUAUGAUCCAACAAAUGAAGAUCCAUUUGUUUUAACUAUAUUUUCACAUAAUAGACCUGAAUGGGCUUUAGCUGAUUUAACUGCAAUUGCUUAUAAUAUUACUUCAACUGCACUUUAUGAUACUUUAGGUCCUGAUACAAGUAAAUAUAUUUUAAAUUUAACUGAAUCACCAAUUAUUUUAUGUUCAAAAGAUAAAAUAAAGGGAUUAAUUGCAUUAAAAGAAAAAUAUCCUGAAGAAUUAAGUAACCUUAUUACAAUAAUAUCAAUGGAUGAUUUAAAUACUGAGGAUUCAAUUUUAAAAAAUAAAUGUCAUGAACAUAAAAUCUCAUUAUUUGAUUAUAAACAAGUUGAAAAAUUAGGUGAAAUUAAUCCAUUAGAUCCAAUACCUCCAAAACCUUCAACACCUUUUACAAUAACUUUUACUUCAGGAACCACCGGAGCAAAUCCAAAGGGAGUAUUAUUAACCCAUCAAAAUGGUGUAUCAGGUAUUACAUUUAUGUUUUCAAAUUUUCAAAGUGGUAAUGGAUCAACUAUGUAUUCAUUUUUACCAUUAGCUCAUAUUUAUGAAAGAGCAAGUGUUCAAUUUGCAUUUGCUGCUGGUGGUUCUAUUGGUUUCCCACAGGGACCAUCUCCAUUAACUUUAUUAGAUGAUAUUAAAGAAUUAAAUCCAGAUUAUUUAGCAUUAGUUCCAAGAGUUUUAACUAAAUUAGAAGCAGGUAUAAAAGCACAAACUGUAAAUAAUGAUGAAAAACCAAUACUUAGAAACAUCUUCACCAAAGCAAUUAAUAAAAAAUUAGAAUUACAAGCUGAUCCAAAAAAUGAACAUAUAAAUCCAUCACAUUUAAUUUAUGAUAGAGUCUUGGGGUUGUUACGUAAAAAGUUAGGACUUCAAAAUCUUUCAGCAGUUACAACUGGUUCUGCACCAAUAAGUCCAGAAACUAUAAAAUUUUUAAAAGCUGCUUUAAAUACUGGAUUAGCCCAAGGUUAUGGUAUGAGUGAAACUUUUGCUGGAAUUAUGGGAAGUUCAAAAUUUGAAACUCAAUCAAGUUCUUGUGGUCCAAUUUCUGUUACAACAGAAUGUAGAUUAAGAGAUUUACCUUCAAUGGGUUAUACAUCAAAAGAUAAAGGUGGACCAAGAGGUGAAUUAUUAGUUAGGGGUCCACAAAUCUUUGCAGGAUAUUUUAAAAAUCAAGAAGAAACUGAAAAAUCAUUUGAUAAAGAUGGUUGGUUUUAUACUGGAGAUGUUGCCAAGAUUGAUUCAGAAAAUGGUAAUAGAGUUUAUAUAAUUGACAGAGUUAAAAAUUUCUUUAAAUUAGCUCAAGGUGAAUAUGUUACUCCAGAAAGAAUUGAAAAUACUUAUUUAUCAGCAUUUCCAUAUAUUGCUCAAUUAUUUGCUCAUGGUGAUUCUUUACAAACUUAUUUAGUUGGAGUUGUUGGUUUAGAUCCAAUGUCAAUAUCUCAGUAUAUUAAAUCAAGACAUAAUGAAUCAAUAACAGAUCAUGAAGAUAUAAAAAGAUUUUUCAAAGAUCCAAAACGUAAAAGAGAAUUAUUAAUUGAUAUGAAUAAAUCUAUAGCUGAUCAAUUACAAGGUUUUGAAAAAUUACAUAAUAUAAUUAUUGAUAUUGAACCUUUAAGUGUUGAAAAAAAUUUAAUUACUCCAACUAUGAAGAUAAAAAGACCAAUUUGUACAAAAUAUUUUGAAAAUGAAUUAAAAGAGUUAUAUGAUGAAGGUUCUAUAAUUAAGAGUGAAAAGUUGUAG